UCAGUGUGACUGAGGCACCGCGGGGAAUGAGAGGACAGUAUCUGGUCUGUAGAGGAGCAGCCAUUUAUUUGCAGAGGGCUCGCAGCGGGGCCUUAGUGCAUUAUGCGACUCCUGCUUGGCGGAUUACUCUGGGUGUCUGUGCAUCUGCUCAGCGCCUCAGUGUCAGCACAACCCUGCCUCAGCGAUGGCAACAGCACCCAGCUCUCACUCCCCCUCACUCAACUCUCAGUCCAGCGGGUGCCGAGGCCCUCUGAUGGCCUGGAGCCCCUGUACAACUUUGCUCGUGUUUUUCUUAAGGCUGUGCAGCCAAAUCCUUUCCCUGAAGAUAUUGUAUCUAAAGCCUUGAAGGAUGAACAACAAGACAUUCCCAGGCUGGUGCAGUACGAGGCGGGAUACGUGGUGUGUCUGAUCCUGGCAAUCUUCUACUUGCUGUUCAUGCCAAUAGCUGGUGGAGUUUUGCUCUGGCGGUAUUUUCACAGCCGGGAGGCAUGUAUAACCAGCAGCACGUCCACGCCACCAUCACGCUACUAUAUGGACAUUGGAGUGUCUGGAAGCCUCAUUCUCAUCACGCUCCUACUCCUGGUCGGGGUGAUUCUGGCUUUCAGCACCAACAGCACGACCCAAACCAACAUGAGACCCGGGCUCCAUCAUCUAGGCACUAAUGUCGGGAUCAUGGAGGACAGUCUAGAGUCAAUUCCUCUGAAAAUGGAAAGCAUUUUGGACAGGUACAACAUUCCCAAAGAGGAAAUCUCAAAAACAAUCCAGGAGGCCGACGAUACCAUUGGGGCAACAAUAGUUACAUCUUUCGGCAGUGAUGCCCAGGAGGCUCUCUUGGAUUUGUCCAUUGCUGUUGAAGAUGCUACUGGAACCAUCGAUCACCUGUCGAUAACUGAGAUGAGGAGAUUGUCCCUACAGAGGAGACACAGCCUCCUGCAGAAUGGACUGCAGAGGCUACAGUUCCGACUGGACAAUCUGCGGAGGUGCUCCACCUGUGAUGUUCCUGACUCUACUAACCUGGAGACUGAUGCUGACUACAGACUGAUCCCAAGUGCACAAGACAAAUUGGAUUCACUCCCGCCCAAAAGUGAUGUUGCUGGUCUUGCUGAACAGGGUGAGUCCAUGCUGCAGGGAAUUCCCCAGGCUUGCUCCGAACAGCUUGCACCGACAACAGCAGAUCUCCUGUUGGAACUGGAUAAGACCCAGGAGACGCUGAUGAACACCAGUCAGACUUUCCCAUCCCUGCAGUCCUUCACUGAAUUUGUCUCACAGCUGAGAGCCACCGUCUGGCAUUCUGAAGGACCGGUUUACCGCUACAGUUACAUUAGGUGGGCGGUAGCAGUGGCAUGCUGCUUUGUGAUACUGGUGAUAGUGCUGCUGUUGGUGGCGGCUCUGUCCCUGGGCCUGCCUGUGCUUUUCAACCCGACUAUCUAUUCCUCUUAUCCAAACACAAGACUGGAGCGAACAGCAGUCACACUGUUCCAAGUCUCUAUGAUUUUGACCUGCACCUUCUCUUGGCUUUGCAUCACUUUGGUCUUUGUCACUCUGUUCUUCGGAGGAAAUGCGUACAGCCUGGGCUGCCAGAGUUUCACCAGUGGCCAACUGUUUUCGUUCCUGGACAAGGAGGAGAGCCUUUUCAGCAGUCUCAACAUCAGUCAAGGCAGUGAAACCACGCAACCCAGCAUGUCAGCGCUCUACCAAGGCUGUAAGGAAGGACACUCCAUGUUCUACAGCAUGAACAUGAAUCAAACGUUUGACCUGGAGGACUUCCUUAAUACCACCAAGUAUCUAGAGGGAUUCAGAGGGGCUACGAAGGACAUGAGGAUCAAGGUCAGCGACAUGAGGCUGCUGCCCGAUGAAGGCAGACGAGGCCUGCAGGACUUCAGACAGAUUGGCUUGGAAAACUACGACUAUGACCUGGUGAUGCUGCUGCUCAGCAAGCCAGUGGUGAAGAGAAAUCUGUCUGCUUUGGCCGAAGAACUGGAUGAAAAAGCAGAGCUGCCUGAGAACGCUGUGAUUAAGAUCGACUUAAAACAAGAAGCAGUGGAAACCCGAUCCCUUCACAGCCUGGUGAUCCAGCAGAUGGCAGAUGCAGCAAACAUGAGUGCGAGCGUCAUGGCCUUAAAGAACAUAAGCCGAACGUACAAGGAUAAUGUUGACAAAGCGCUGACGAGCUGCAACCAAACUGACGCAGCAAUGCAGGCCCAGAUUCCAUACAUUGUGUCAAAUGUGUCCCAGUGUACCCUGGACAAAGCUGAGCGAUGUCUGCUGCGCUACCUGGACUGGGCCCGGGGUUCGAUCUUGGAUGGUGCUAUGGGAUGCGAUUGGCUUUCAGGAUCCAUGGACAAUGUGUAUACUGCAGUAUGCCUAAAUGUUAUUGAUCCAUGGAAUGCCUUCUGGCUGUGUUUGGGAUGGUGCUGUGUGUUCUUGGUUCCUGAAAUAGUCCUCAGCAUCUAUGUAGUAAAACGUCUGAGAGUAAACCUAAGCAAGCCAACUUUCAUUGGGAGAGACGUGUUCACGCUGACUGAUGUUCACCCAGAGAAGAAGCAGCACAUGGAGGAAAAACCUCCAGAAAACACCGCGUCCAACAUCUACAUGACUCUAGAGGACCUGCUGGACAUGAAUGCCAAAGCUGUAAAAACCAAAGAACAGUGUAAGGACACCUAGACAAACACUGAAAACACACACAGAGGCUGUGUGACUUAAGACUUAGGAGCUCCAAUGGUUGCCAUGGUGAGGAGCCAGAAAUAGAUAAAACUGAACACCCAAAAUGUUAUACCAUAGGGUCUAUAUGUUGUUUAAGCUAUUUUUAACUAAAGCAGUCAUGUUAAUGCCUGGAUAUCUAAUUUUUACAAAUAUUUUGCACAAUGUCAAUAGAUAAGUCAUACAUGGGUGGGAUAUAAUUUAUAGCUCUGUUGAACUGUUGAUAUUUAACUUAUAUAUCAAGUGACAUUCUGUUGAAUAACCAUGAGGUUUAUCAAGUAUAAGAUAUUUAUGCAAAGGGGAAAACAUGUUUUUCACAACUACAUAUCCAUUUGUUGAAGUUGUUGCAUCUUCUUUUAAAAGACAAAUUACAGGACACAAGUUGGAAAAUAUUUGUUUGUGGAUUAAGGAUUGUGAGAAGGAUUUGUCACGUUUGUCAUACUUUUCAAAUGUAUUGAUUUUUUCUUCUUGGACAAGCAGACAUUUAUAUUUGGAAUCUUCUUUGUAAACUCCCGAUACGCUGGAUUUGUUAAAGGAACUGUAUCUUUCCCUUUAAAACACCAACAUAUCUCACACAAUGUGAAAAUGAAGCAGACUGAAUUUAUUAUUAUAAUAAAUCUAUCUACUCAUCAACUA
Molecule: messenger RNA, 3336 nt
Organism: Myripristis murdjan (pinecone soldierfish)
Lineage: Eukaryota; Metazoa; Chordata; Actinopteri; Holocentriformes; Holocentridae
Product: prominin-2-like
Exons: 24
Coding region: 103-2664 (853 amino acids)
Cellular component (GO): apical plasma membrane; cilium; prominosome
Molecular function (GO): cholesterol binding
Source: RefSeq, a predicted model, not a curated record